UUUGAUUGGUGUAAAAUAUGUGGUGGUGUUUCUUCAUUUUUCCAACAGUGUUGGCUCUCCGGGACAUCGAACCUCCACCACCUACCCCCGUAACACGAAACACCCCUAUUGAAAGUUGGUUAACAGUCAGACUAAACCACUUCGAUGCCUCGAACACAGAGACUUUUCAGAUGAGAUACCUCUACAAUGAUGAGCUCGCGAAUUCCACUAACAUCGUGAUAUUCGUGGGGGGAGAGUGGGCCAUCUCCCCUGGCUGGCUCACUGGCGGACUGGCGUUUGAACUGGCGGAGAGCGCUCAAGCUGCAUUAUUCUACACCGAGCACAGAUACUACGGACUCACUAGGCCUACCAGUGAGACCAGUGUACAUGAUCUUCGCUAUUUGAACGUGGACCAGGCGCUUGGGGACCUGGCGCAGUUCAUCCAACAUGUCAGGAGUGACAGCUUCGAGAAUGGGAGAUACAGGAACGGUAGCGUGGCUUUGGUGGGGUGCUCCUACGCAGGCAGCAUGGCGACUUGGAUGAGACUUGCGUACCCUCAUCUCGUCACCGUGGCACUCUCUGACAGCGGGCCUUUGCAUGCUCAGGAGAACUUCCCAGAAUAUCUAGAAGUGAUAACAGAAGCACUUCGCUCGCAAGGCAGCGAAGCGUGCGUGACUAGUAUUGAGGACGCUAUGAGGAAUAUAACCGCCUUGCUGGCUACUCCUGCCGGGGUGCAGAGGGUUUCACAACUAUUCAACACCUGUGGCCCUUUGGAAGCCUCCUCGCCCUUGGACCUGGCAACGUUCUACUGGUUCGGAAUCACAGAAACGUUUGCCUACUUAGUUCAAUACGCAACGCCGGGUGACAUACCUAGUGCUUGUAACCGAAUCACUAACAGCACUAUAAGCUCUGAUCCAGUGGAGCGUUUGGCCUCCUGGAUAACUUCGCAAUCCACGACUCAACCGUGCAUCGAAUCUCGGUACUCCGUGCAAGUUGCCGCCCACACCAACACCAGCUAUGAUUCACCACAGGCUACCAUGCGCCUGUGGACGUAUCAGACGUGUGUGGAGUAUGGCUGGUAUCAAACCACCACCAGCUCGCGACAGCCAUUCCUCUCCACUGUACCAUUGGAGUACUUCCACCAGAUGUGCACGGAUUUCUUCCCUAAUCUUUUCGACACAGCGCUACUCCGCUCAGGCAUAGCUCGCACCAACAAGCUGUUUGCGGGGUUGACCCACCUGCCCGACCACGUGAUCUCAGUAUCAGGGGGCCACGACCCUUGGGCCCCCAUGGCGCCCAAUACGACACACGCGACACACUUGGCCCCCGUGUUUGUGGUGCCUGAUGUGUCACAUUGUAGAGCUAUCAGGGCGACAAAUAACAGCGAAACAGAAGAACUGGAGAAUACAAAACGGAGAAUCCUGCAGCACAUGGAUCGCCUGAUGACGGGCCGCACUGAGUCCGGCGCUAGCAAUAUAAUAUUGUCACCCAUUUUACUUGUCUUUGGGAUCCUUUAUUUAGUACUGUGAUAGAU
Messenger RNA from Maniola jurtina (meadow brown), 1513 nucleotides. RefSeq names its product putative serine protease K12H4.7. The transcript has 11 exons. Gene Ontology annotation, molecular function: dipeptidyl-peptidase activity; serine-type exopeptidase activity. NCBI's taxonomy places the organism in Eukaryota, Metazoa, Arthropoda, Insecta, Lepidoptera, Nymphalidae. Gene Ontology annotation, biological process: proteolysis. Bases 18 to 1508 code for a protein of 496 amino acids. The record is from RefSeq and is a predicted model, not a curated record.